Carassius gibelio (silver crucian carp) is the source of this 5063-nucleotide messenger RNA. RefSeq names its product protocadherin beta-15-like. NCBI's taxonomy places the organism in Eukaryota, Metazoa, Chordata, Actinopteri, Cypriniformes, Cyprinidae. The record is from RefSeq and is a predicted model, not a curated record. Gene Ontology annotation, molecular function: calcium ion binding. The transcript is spliced from 4 exons. Bases 235 to 3264 code for a protein of 1009 amino acids. Gene Ontology annotation, cellular component: plasma membrane. Gene Ontology annotation, biological process: homophilic cell-cell adhesion.
UGUCUGAGCUGCGCGCAAAGAGGGACACAAUCCAAGAGGCUUCAAGUUUGCUGCGAAUUUCAAUCUCUGUUGUAAAUCAACACAUGCACUUUUUCAAUUAUUUUUAUUCCACUUUGGAUAAGAAUGUAAGUGUGUUUUGUGUACCUAAAUUGUUUUCCAAAAACUUUGAAUCUUUCACAUCUGAACAUGAGUCUUCUCUGCCAAAGCAGCUAAAAAGAUCAGAUUUUUCUGAAGAUGGACUGGAGGCUUCACAGGAGGCGAUGGACGUUGACAGGGCAGGUUGUGUGUCUACUCCUGUGUGCGUGCGCACUGGACCGGGUUUUGGCGCAGAUUCGCUAUUCAGUUCCCGAGGAGUUGGAGCACGGGGCUUUCGUUGGAAAUAUCGCAGAGGACUUGGGCUUGGACGUGGCCAAAUUGUCCUCACGGAGAUUCCGGAUUGUAUCCGGGGCUAGAAAACAAUAUUUAGAAGUGAAUUUGGAGAACGGAAUUCUGUUUGUGAACGAGAAGAUCGACCGCGAGGAGCUGUGUGAACAAAGUCCCGUUUGUUUCUUACACUUGCAGGUGGUCAUCGAGAACCCUUUGGAACUGUAUCGGGUAGAAGUGGAGAUCUUGGACGUGAAUGAUAACGCUCCCAGUUUCCCGUGGAGCGAGUUUAAUCUGGAGAUCACAGAGUCUGCUGCGCCGGGCUCCCGGUUCCCACUGGAGAGCGCGCAGGACCUGGAUGUGGGCUCGAACUCUCUCCGCUCGUACUUGCUGAGCGCCAAUCAACAUUUUGUGCUAGACAUUCAGACGCGUAACGACGGCAGCAAGUUUGCAGAACUCGUUCUGCAGUCGCCGUUGGACCGAGAGCAGCAGAAGACACAUGAGAUGGUGCUCACGGCCGUGGACGGUGGUUCCCCGUUGCGCUCGGGCACGGCACAGAUCACGGUAACUGUGCUGGACGCGAAUGACAACGUGCCGGUGUUCGACCGCUCCGUAUACCGGGUCAGCUUGGUGGAGAACGCGCCUAGAGGCACGCUCGUGCUCAAACUGAACGCCACGGACCUGGAUGAAGGCGCAAACGGCGAGAUCACCUAUUCGUUCAGCGGGCACGCACCUCUGAAGGUGCGCGAGCUGUUCAGCGUGGAUUCUCACACGGGUGAGAUCCGGGUGAAGGGAAUCGUGGACUACGAGAGGGCCAGCGUGUACGAGCUCUACGUGCAGGCGAAAGACAAGGGUCCCUCAGCCGUGGCCGUGCAUUGCAAAGUGCUGGUCGAUAUUCUGGACGUGAACGACAACGCGCCCGAGGUCAUAUUAACCUCUGUGUCAACACCUGUUCAGGAGGACGCGCCUCCGGGAACGGUGAUAGCUGUGAUCAGUGUAAUGGACCGCGACUCCGGAGAGAAUGGAGCUGUGGAUUGCCAGAUCCCCGGAAAUGUGCCGUUCCAGCUGCAUUCCUCUUUUAAAAACUAUUACACACUCGUGACCAGCGAGUUUCUCGACAGAGAGUCUGUCUCGGAGUACAACAUCACCCUCACGGCGCGAGAUCUGGGCUCGCCUCCCCUGUCCACCAAGAAGACGAUUCUGGUUCAAGUGUCUGACAUUAACGACAACCCGCCGCGCUUCAUUCAGCCCUCGUACACUGUAUAUGUGACUGAGAAUAACGCCCCGGGCGCUUCCAUUUGCUCGGUGACCGCAUUCGAUCCGGACUCUAAUCAGAACGCGUAUUUGUCCUACUCCAUCCUUGACGGUCAGAUCCAGGGCAUGCCGGUGUCCACUUAUGUCUCCAUCAAUUCUGAUAACGGAAACACCUACGCACUGCGCUCUUUCGAUUACGAGCAGCUCCGGAACUUUCAGAUUCGCGUCCAGGCGCAGGACGCCGGUUUCCCUCCGCUCAGCAGCAACGUGACCGUCAACGUGUUCAUUUUGGAUCAGAAUGACAACGCGCCUGUCAUCCUGUCCCCGCUGCCCAGAAACGGCUCUGUUGCUACUGAAAUGGUGCCCAGGUCGGUGGACGCUGGGUACCUUGUGGCUAAAAUCACAGCGCUCGACGCGGACGCGGGGCAAAACUCUCGCCUGUCAUAUCAGAUGCUGCAAGCGACGGAUCCCGGGCUGUUCAGCGUGGCUCUAUACACCGGAGAGAUCAGGACGAUCCGUCGCUUUGUAGACAAAGAUGCCAUCAGGCAAAGACUCGUCAUACUUGUCAAGGACAACGGGCAGCCGCCGCUCUCGGCCACCGUGUCCAUCAUUCUGUCGGUGGUGGACUCUAUGCCGGAGUCGCUGUCCGACUUCGGUGACCUCUCGCUCAGCCCCCAGCCCCCGUCUAACCUCGCGCUCUAUUUAAUCGUGUCACUGAGCACCGUCUCGCUCAUCUUCCUCGUGGCCAUCAUCGUCCUGGCGGCCGUGAAGUGCUACAAAGACCGCGACUCCCUCGGCGGUUACGCGCUCUCCUCGCUCGGUGCCGCUUGCUGCAGCUUUGAAACGGAGCCGCCCGCCGAGGUGUUCAAAAAGUCUAAUCUCAACCUGCAGAUCUCCACCGGCGCCAAAGUGCCCACGAACUGCGUGGAGGUAAACAGCAAUCCUGGAAAUCUCUCUCAAGCUUACUGCUACAAAGUGUGUUUGACGCCCGAAUCUGCAAAGAGCGACUUUAUGUUUCUCAAGCCUUGCAGUCCCGGCACACCGAGAAAUAACGCAGCGAGAGGAGCGGAUAACCUGGCGCUGAGCUCACAGAGCCGCUGCUCUUCCGUGAACAACGGAGCGACUACACCGAACGAGUUGAAACAAGCAAACACUGACUGGGCCCUCACCAAAAAUCAAACUUCCUCUCUGAAAAGUUGCAACUCUAUAAACAUGGAUGGCACUCUGAUGCGUAAAGCCAUGCAGGCCGAACCAGAGAAUUAUGUGGGUCAAAUGGCUGCCGGACAGUACUGGACCUGGGGAACCCGCUCGAGAGAGUACCGGAUGCAUUCUCCAGCCGGUAGUGUUUCUCAGAGGGCCUGGACUCCUCACUACACGCCCCAACACAACCCCACCCACCACCUGCAGCAGCAGCAGCCCACAGCACAGGUCCACUCACACCCCCCGCCGGACUACCAGCACAACGUCUACAUCCCCGGCACACCGUCCGGCUUCUGCACCCUGCGGCCCAGCUACCGCAGUGAGCUCGAUGUCCACAACUCAUUCUCCACCUUCGGCAAGAAGCGUAGGUUCAUCUCUCCUAGCAGCUACGACCCGCAUGACGACACGGGGGCAGAGGUCAUCAACAAUGACUUAUAUAAUGAAUGAAAUAAGACAAAAGGACCUAUGUUGUGAUGAUGAACAAAAAGAGUGACUUAUUACCAAAGCAUAGCACUCAUUAUGUAGUCUCAGCCUCAGAUGGCCCGUCAUAGUCCAUUCAUUGACCAUCUGAUGCAUAUUGCACAUACAAUGCAACUGCAAAACUGGAUUUGCCAUAUUUUGCCUGGAUCGUGGCUUCAAAUCUUUGAAAGUUAUUCAGGAGCAGAACUGUUUUCUCUCGGUGAACUUGUUUAGCAGGACAGAAAUUCUUAUCACAAAGUCUGAAAAUGCCUCACCUUUUUAUUUUUUAUUUUUUUUCUGAUUUAACAGUUUUGCAGAGAUUAUAGAGUGUAACAGUGCUUGACCACUUCCUCAGUGGAUUUGGUUCCAGAAGUAUUUUUCCCAUUAGGAUAAAAAAGAAAAGAAAAAGAAAAAGAGUCUUCAUUAAAAAGUUUUAAGCCAUAAACUAACCAACCAGUUAUGAAUUUAAUCACAACAUUACAAACUUAGAUUAGGAGCCAAAAACUAUUUAAAGAUUGAAAAAAGAAAUAAUAAUAAUGUACUUUAUGAACUUUAAUGAAGGUAUAUGAACAAAAAAAAAAAUCAAUAAAGUGUUUGGAAUUACAUAAUAAAAAUAAAAUUGACAGAAAAUCAUAAAACUAUUAAUCUAAUGUUAAAUUACAUUUAAUUAAAUUUAAAGAUUUCUCUGCAUAAUCAUGGGUUUUUCACGUGGAAUUAUGAUGUUAAACACAAAUACUUGAAAAAAUGCAAACUAAUAGCUUCAACAAAACCAUUUAACAUCAAUUAACAAGCCUGUCAUUCACAAUAGGUCUGUCUUUGAAGAUUUAUCAGUGAUUGUUAUUUUCCCCUGGGGAGAUAAUGAAUGGAGCUUUUACUUCUGGAACCAACUGUUGCACUCUAUUUUUAAUAUAAAACCAUGACUAAAUGGCAUGUAAAAAAAAGCAACAACAACAACAACAAAAAAAGAACAAGUGUUUAUUUGCUUUAAAUGUGAAUCAGGCAGAAUGAGCAGCAAACCUACUUUAUGCUGCAAGUCUGAGACUACUUGACACGUGACAGGCCUUGAUGACCUUUAUGAUGUCACAGUGCCGCUAUGCUGUGAUGGGUCUGUCUGUCACCUCUCACACUCACUCAAACAUGCACUUUCACUCAUAUACAGUAGUGUGUGUUUGUGGUACAUCAUUGUGGCCUGCUCAUAGGACAUACUGUCUGUCCUGUCAUUGGAGCCUAUUGUACUUAACUACUGAGGUUCUGUUCCUUUGGAUAGGAGUGAGGCAAGUUUUUUAUGAUCCCAGUGAAGCUGAGAAAAUCGCUGGUCCUGUUAUAUCAUAUCUAUUAUAUCACCAUAAUCUGUACUAUUAUUAUUUGUAACUGCAUCUGCUUGGUUAGUUUGGCCACACUGGGCCUAAAGGUCAAAGGUCAUUAACACUAGAGAAGCAGUGCGAGGCCAGGCCUGAGAUUUAAUACAGUCCUGAAUAUCAUUAUUAUUUUUAUAUUUUACUACUGUUCUUACUUUGACAAUCAUUUCAGCCAAAAUGUGAUUAUUACCCGUCUUUUGCACACCAUGUGAGCAUAUAAAUCAAUACAGUGGUCAUGAUGAGACUGAAUUAUGGGCUAGGAGAAGGUGGAUGCUCAUCGAUUCAAUAUGAUUACUCAUGUAGGAAUGACUGGAUCCGCACUUAAGAGACACAUUACUGCCUCAUACAAGAGAACAGGAUGUGAGUCCAUUCAUUCCAAAUAUGUACAUACAAAUAUGAAAAUUAAAUAUUUUUUUUUCUGAAAUAAAA